This is a messenger RNA of Pterocles gutturalis (yellow-throated sandgrouse), 1043 nucleotides long. RefSeq names its product ephrin type-A receptor 3. The record is from RefSeq and is a predicted model, not a curated record. The transcript is spliced from 8 exons. The annotation marks the transcript as partial. Gene Ontology annotation, molecular function: transmembrane-ephrin receptor activity; protein binding; ATP binding. NCBI's taxonomy places the organism in Eukaryota, Metazoa, Chordata, Aves, Pterocliformes, Pteroclidae. Gene Ontology annotation, biological process: protein phosphorylation; axon guidance. Gene Ontology annotation, cellular component: neuron projection.
CUCCGUCCCCCAUCACGGUCAUAAGGAAAGACAGGACAUCAAGGAACAGCGUGUCUCUGUCUUGGCAAGAACCCGAACAUCCGAAUGGGAUCAUCUUGGACUACGAGGUCAAAUACUAUGAAAAGCAGGAACAGGAGACAAGCUAUACUAUUCUGAGAGCCAAAGGCACCAAUGUUACCAUCAGUGGCCUCAAACCUGAUACAACCUAUGUCUUCCAAAUUCGAGCCCGAACUGCAGCUGGAUAUGGGACAAACAGCCGCAAGUUUGAAUUUGAAACCAGUCCGGACUCAUUCUCCAUUUCCAGUGAGAACAGCCAGGUCGUAAUGAUUGCCAUUUCAGCGGCAGUAGCCAUUAUUCUCCUCACAGUUGUGGUGUAUGUCCUGAUUGGGAGAUUCUGUGGAUACAAGAAGUCUAAACAUGGCAGUGAUGAUAAAAGACUACAUUUUGGGAAUGGCCACUUAAAACUCCCAGGGCUGAGAACUUACGUAGAUCCACAUACAUAUGAGGAUCCCAAUCAAGCUGUGCAUGAAUUUGCCAAGGAACUGGAUGCUUCUAAUAUAUCCAUUGAUAAAGUAGUUGGAGCAGGGGAAUUUGGAGAAGUGUGCAGUGGCCGCCUAAAGCUGCCUUCUAAAAAGGAAAUUUCAGUGGCUAUCAAAACCCUGAAAGUUGGCUACACAGAAAAACAGAGAAGGGACUUCCUGGGAGAAGCAAGCAUCAUGGGACAGUUUGACCACCCUAAUAUCAUUCGAUUAGAGGGAGUCGUCACUAAAAGUAAACCAGUUAUGAUUGUUACUGAAUAUAUGGAAAAUGGUUCCUUGGACAGCUUCCUGCGGAAACAUGAUGCCCAGUUCACAGUGAUACAGCUAGUAGGCAUGCUUCGAGGGAUUGCAUCUGGCAUGAAAUAUUUGUCAGAUAUGGGUUAUGUCCAUCGAGAUCUAGCUGCUCGGAAUAUCCUCAUCAAUAGUAACUUGGUAUGCAAAGUCUCUGAUUUUGGUCUCUCUCGUGUACUGGAGGAUGACCCAGAAGCUGCUUACACCACAAGG